CAAGUUAAGCGGAAAUAGAAAGCCUUCUUUUCUCUAUUUAAGCGCGCCAACAAAGACUUCAGAGAGGUCUGUUGGUCCAUCGUUUACUUCAUAGUAGACAGACAGAUUUUGUGUCUUCACGUUGUCUUUUUGUUAAAAUGCCUGAAGAAACAUCUACCGCAUUGGGCUCUGGGAGUGCGGAGGAGAAGCCGUGUUCUUCAACAGCAGCAGCUGCUGCAGACAGCUCAGUUGACGCGAUGGAGGAGGCAAAGAAACUGAUUGGCACAGGGAAAAGGCAUCUAGUGAUGGGGGAUAUUGUUUCUGCUGUCAAUGUCUUCCAGGAAGCUUGUGGCAUACUGGCUGCAAAGUAUGGAGACACUGCAGAUGAGUGUGGUGAGGCCUUCUUCCUAUGUGGGAAGUCACUGCUGGAGCUUGCCAGGAUGGAGAAUAGUGUUCUUGGUAAUGCCUUGGAGGGAGUCCCAGAAGAAUCGGAGGAAGAGGAGCAACCCAACAACCCAAAUAUUGAGACUGCAGACAACCUCGAUGAGAAAACUAGAGAUGAUCUGCGUAAGCAAGUUUAUGAUGCCAUGGCGGAGGAGGAAAAGACUGGAACUGCUGAUCUGAAGCAGGAGUCCAAAGAUGUGAUGAGGGAUGCUGAGGUGAAAAGGGAGAAUGAGGUCAAGGCCACAGUCGAACAUGGUGGAUCACAGGAACCCUCAAGUUCCUCUGUGAAUGGGGAACCGAAGGGUUCAUUGAUUGAAGUGGAUGGAGCUGAGACAGACCCAGAUUCUUCUGUGCAAGGUGUUCAUGAAAAAUCUGCUGAAAAAGAAGCUGUGCAGCAAGAGAAGGCUGGAAUUUCUGACGAGUACAAGGAGGUGCCAGAAGAAGGAAAUGAGAAAUUCAAACCAGAAGCUCAACAAGAUAAUGUUGAAUCAGACGGUAAUGAUGACGACGAUGAUGACGAUGAGGAUGAAGAUGACAAUGAGGAGAAUGGAGUGGGAAAUGCACAGGAUAAGGAAGAAGAGGAUGUUGGGAAUUUACAGUUGGCAUGGGAGAUGCUGGAGAUUGCCAAAGUCAUCUAUAGGAGGAAGGAAGGCAAAGAAGACCAGUUGAUGGCAGCCCAGGCGUAUCUGAGACUUGGAGAAGUUAGUGCUGAAUCAGGUAACUAUCCCCAGGCUCUAGAAGACUUCCAGGAGUGUCUUGCCCUGCAGCUCAAACACUUGCCUCCCCACAGUCGUCUACUUGCUGAGACUCACUACCAUGUUGCUACAACACUUUGCUACAUGGAUCAGUACAGCCAGGCCAACCAGCACUACAACAGCUCCAUAAAAGUAAUUGAAACCCGUUUAGCUAUGCUGCAGGAGAUUAUAGAUGCAGCAGAAGGACCCGAUGGUGCAACAGAAGAGAGGAAUGAGAUGGAAGAGCUGAAGCUGCUUUUGCCUGACAUCAGGGAAAAGGUGGAGGAUGCCAAGGAAAGCCAGAGAACAGCCAGUGCUGCCUCACAGGCUAUCCAGCAGACACUAGGUGGUGCCUCAACUUCAACAUUCCUAUGUGAAAAUGGUGGCCCUUCAUCAUCAAAAGCAUCAUUGCAAACAACGAGCCAGAUUCCAGUUAAAGCAUGUGACAGCGCCUCAUCUUCCAAAGCAGUGUCGGACAUCUCUCACUUAGUCAGGAAAAAGAGGAAACCAGAAGAGGAGAGCCCAGUAAAGGACACAGAUGCUAAACAAGCAAAACAGGAAACCACAGUUAAUGGCAGCGGUGACUCUAGUGCCAGCAACAGCAAUGAAGUCCAGGAGGGAAAAUCGCAAGAGCCUGCCACCCAGUCAGCCUCUGCUGAGUCCUCGUCGUGACUGACUUAAUUUCCUGAAACCAGCACAGCAUGCCUGUCCGGAGCAUCACCACAUCUUUUGUUUCUGUAAAUAAUAUCAAUUUUUCUCAUUUUCUGUUAAGUUUUGUAUACUUGUAGUAAAAAAUAAAAGAAUUUGCAGA
Molecule: messenger RNA, 1968 nt
Organism: Melanotaenia boesemani (Boeseman's rainbowfish)
Lineage: Eukaryota; Metazoa; Chordata; Actinopteri; Atheriniformes; Melanotaeniidae
Product: histone-binding protein N1/N2-like
Exons: 15
Coding region: 138-1829 (563 amino acids)
Biological process (GO): CENP-A containing chromatin assembly; DNA replication-dependent chromatin assembly
Cellular component (GO): nucleoplasm
Molecular function (GO): histone binding
Source: RefSeq, a predicted model, not a curated record